Messenger RNA from Malania oleifera, 1196 nucleotides. Its product is annotated as short-chain dehydrogenase reductase 3b-like. The record is from RefSeq and is a predicted model, not a curated record. The transcript has 3 exons. NCBI's taxonomy places the organism in Eukaryota, Viridiplantae, Streptophyta, Magnoliopsida, Santalales, Ximeniaceae. Bases 142 to 1065 code for a protein of 307 amino acids.
CCAACUCCACUCUGCUUGUCUCUCUCUCCAAUCUGCUCUCUCUCUCUCUCUCUCUCUCUCUCUCUCUCUCCUCGGAUCUCUCUUUCCCCCCCCCCCCCUCUCUCUCUCUCUCUCUCUCUCCCUCCCUCUCUCUCUGCAGCUAUGCUCAGAUUGCUCACCAGAGACUGUAGGUGGAUCUCCCAGAGUUUAUGCAGAAGCUCAGUGAGAUUUUCUUCAUCUGGAGCUGGGGGCAGAUUACUUUGCCUUUCUUUCAAAAGCAGGCUUGAGGGGAAGGUGGCCCUCAUCACCGGAGGAGCAAGUGGGCUUGGUAGGGCUGCGGCCCAUGAGUUCAUCCACCACGGAGCUCGUGUUGUCAUUGCCGAUAUCGACGCCCAACGCGGCCCGCAAGUGGCUAGAGAGUUGGGCUCGAAAGCCCACUUCGUCCGCUGCGACGUAUCGGUGGAGGCCGAGGUGGCCGAGGCCGUCGCCGCCACUCUAGACCUCCACCACAAGCUCGAUGUGAUGUACAAUAAUGCUGGGAUAACAGGCCCGUCCAUUCCGCCCAGUGUUGCUGACCUUGACCUCAAAGAUUUUGACCGGGUCAUGCGGGUCAACGUUCGAGGCACCAUUGCAGGGAUAAAGCAUGCAGCCCGGGUGAUGAUCCCUGCGGGCUCGGGCUCGAUUCUUUGCACAUCGAGCAUUAGUGGGCUUAUGGGCGGGCUUGGGCCGCACCCCUAUUCGAUAUCGAAAUUUACGAUACCGGGAAUCGUCAAGUCCAUGGCUAGCGAGCUGUGUCGGCAUGGGGUGCGAAUCAACUGUGUUUCCCCUUUUGCAAUCGCCACGCCGCUCGUGUUGGCACAGUUUAAUGCGCUUCUCCCAGGUGUGAGUCAAGAACACAUAAUGAAGAUCAUUAGCAGUCUAGGAGAGUUGAAGGGAACAAAGUGUGAAGAAAUAGAUGUGGCACGAGCAGCAUUGUUUUUGGCAUCGGAUGAAGCUAAGUACGUGACGGGUCAUAACUUGGUUGUGGAUGGGGGUUUCACGUGCUCCAAAAAUCUUGGAUUUCCUACUUCGGAUCAAGCCAUGUGAGAUUCGACAAUUUAUCAUAUUUGACACGUGCUUUUAGUUUGAAUUAAGAUUUUCUAGGGUUAACUUUUACGCAAAGUUCUAAAAAUGCAUUUAUUUCACAAUUUAAUGAACUCCACUAGAUUGACUCCAAA